GACAGCACAAGACAGUUGAGGAGUUUGGGAUCGACCAGCCAGGGUGCCAAAGGGGUAUACAAGGAAAAAGUCCUUGGAUAAAUUCAGUUUUUCAUCAAAUUUUCAACUAAUCUACAAAUCGACAUGAUGCGACUGGAGAUGCUAUUUGUGCUGGCCUGGGCAUUUUUUAUUCCUGGAACGAACAGCAAAAAAACUUAUGGUGAUAUGUUCCCUCACAAACACAAGCUACCUUUUCCAUUCCCAAUCCCUGGAUGGGAACCAGACAAGAACCCUUGGGACGAAUCUUUGUAUCCCCCCUUCAAACCGCAGUUGACUCGCAGACAUGAAAAACCACCAAAGGUGCGUCUAACGAGUGACAGUCCUGCGAUGAACGGCUCGUGCAUCUCUUUCACUGCCGCUCUGGAGUUUUCUCCAUGUCAGAAGGAGGACAGCAAUGGCAACCUGGUGUAUGAUGAACAUUGUGAUGACGCCAAUGGACAGCUGCGCUCAGGUUACGUGUUUAACUGGACAUCCUGGUUGGAUGACUAUGGCUACGGAAAGUGCACAGAUCUAAAGAGAUGUAAUGUUUUUCCUGAUGGAAAGCCUUUUCCUCAGACCAAUGACUGGAGACGCAGAGGUUAUGUGUAUGUGUGGCACACCAUGGGUCAGUAUUUUGAGACGUGUGAUGGCUCUUCCUCUCAUCUGACCCUGAACACAACUAACAUGACGUUUGGAGCUGAUGUGAUGGAGGUGAUGGUGUAUCGUAAACGUGAACGCAGAAAGUACAGCCCACUUUCCACCGAUAAAUCUGUAUACUUCAUAACAGAUAAAAUUCCACUCUCCGUCAACAUUUCCCAGAAGGAAGCAGCCAGCAGAGCGGACAGGAACAUCUUUGUCAGAGGGUCUGAUGUGAUUUUCAAUGUCCAGCUCCACGACCCCAGUAACUAUCUGAAAACAGCUGAUGCGGUCGACUUCAUUUGGGACUUUCGGGAUGGCAACCAGUUGGUGACUCACAGCAGCGUGGCGACCCAUGCAUAUGACAUGCUUGGAAACGUUACAGUCAAGCUCCUGGUGGAGGCAGCGUUUCGUGUUCCCUGCCCUCCACCAACUCCAACACCAGUGCACUUUACACACGCUCACAGCACAGCAAUACCGACUCUUCCUCCUGGCACUCACACAUUUACUAGCAAAAUGGAAACUACCAAGGCUCCCAUCAUAAGCAGUGCUUCACCCACGACCACCACUCGAGUUCCUACAACUGCCAUCCCAACAACUGAACCCUUCCAGACUGAUUCAGAGGUUACAGCAACUACACCUGAGUCCAGCUCCAGUUAUAACCAACCGACUGCGCCGCCGCUACUCAAACACACACACUUCCAGGAGUCAGACUGUUUCCGCCACAUGUACGGCUCCUUCGAAGGAGAGAUCAUCCUUAUUGAACGUCCUCCAGCUCUGCAGAACCUGCCGGCUAAUCAGAUUUUAAAAGUGUCUGCAGACAAAGUGAGCAACACAUCAGUAAACUUCAUGGUGACCUGCUCAGGAAGUGUUCCCUCAGUAGCCUGCACCAUAGUGGCCAACUCUGCCUGUCGGGAGGUUAAGAACAUAGUGUGUGAGGAUGUGACCCCUUACGACGAAGGCUGUAAGAUCAGUUUGACGCGCAUUUUCCAGACACCCGGCACUUACUGCGUUAACAUCACACUGGGUGUUCCUGGAGGACUCGCUCUCGCCACCACAACCUCAAUCACCAUCGGAAACAGCCCUGAUAAGAACUCUCCUAAAUCCCCCCAUGUUGCCGAGGUGGUUCUGUCCUCAAGUGCUGUGCUUAUUUGCAUCUUCGCAUUCAUCGCCUACAUGGUUUACAAGCGCUAUAAGGUGUAUCGUCCAGUGAGACGCUCAAUGCUGGAGGAUGCAGAGAGGAAUGCUGACAGCUGGGGUUUAGGCAAACUGAGAGCAGUUUUGUUCACUGUGGACGAGGAAAGAAGCCGUUUAUUGACCGAAAGGCCACAAUAGACUGACCUGAGCUGUUGUAGCCACCAGUUUCUACAGGUGCUACUUAUUCAAUCCAUCACCUUAGCUGUAAAACUAUAACAAUUACACGUGAUCUCAUAGUUGUUGAGUGCAAGGGCGUAGAAUUGGAAUGGACGGAGGGGAUGUGUCCUCACCAAUAUCCACCAAUUACUGAAAUGUCCCUACCAAUAAUUUAAUCGACUUCAAAAUAAAAUAAUACUCCAUCAACCCUUAGUAACCUACUUGUGCACAAAGAGUUAGUCAGGUUUGCUAUGAGUUCACUAUACUAUCAACCAAGGCUGUGCAAUCAUUCGACAUAAAGUUUGGAUUUUGGCCUCCAUGAUUAUGAAAAACAAUAAUCAGGAUAAAACAGUUUAAAUGCAUCACACACCUCUCUAAACUUCUCUACAUUCUUACCUCCUCAAAGCCAGAUUGCAGCCAAAUCAUGUAAAUUGACUUAUGCAGCAUGGAACAUGAUUAUUUACUCCAUGUAAGUGUUUAUUUUAUAUUAUGAAGUACUUUAUUCAUGUUUUUAAAAGCGCAAAAACUAUUUUUGCAAUGCAUGCACUCUAGGGAUGUAUGCCCCCACCAAUGUCAAGAGCAAAUCUACGCCCUUGGGUGAGAGUAUUCAUACUGAUUGGAUUACACUGGCAUCUUGUCAUCAGCUUAGCAAGAAAAAAUAAUAGUAACAUUUCAGCAUGUGUGCUUGAUAGAUUUUGAACUCUUUAUAGGGUAUUCAUUGGAGAAAAAAAAAAAGUGUUAUUGGGGGUUAUUACAAGAUUUUUUAUGAGAAAGACUUUUAUGACUUAAUCCUUGUGUGCUGUUUCCAUCUAACAGCACAAAUCCAACUGGGAGAUUUGGAGUCCUAAUUUGGCCACAACUUUGUCUAUGUUUUAGCUAAUGGAUUGAUUUUUGGUGACAAAUCUUAUUUCAACACAAAGUUUGGAAAAAUUAUUUGAAAAUUUUCUAAAACUCAAUAUACUCUGGGCAAAUUUACUACCCUUUCAUUAUGUUAGUGGCUGUUUUUGUCUUUCAUUAUUUUAUUUCUUCCUUUAUAAUGCCAUUUUUUUAUUGCAAGGCCAUGACAGCAUAUAAUCAUGCAUUCUUGAUUGUUGGUGGCUUUCCCUGUUGGGAAGAGGUAAAAUUUGAUUUUUUUAUUUUUUACUGAUACAACAGUGGUAUAAUCAGUUAAUACCGCUCAAUAUUAACACCAGUGAUGUCAAGUGUUGCCGAACUGAAUUGUGGAUCCAUAGUUGCUAUAGAAGUUGGGAAUCUCUCAACUUUUCAAGUGCCAACAGAAGCAAUAGGCAAUCAGAUCACUAUGCAAACACCUUAGCUCAGACAGUAGCCGAUCGCGGGCUAAUUUUAUUGGCUGACGCUGCUAUGACGAUCGCGUAAGCCCCAACUUUAAGCAUUGAUGCUGAAGCCCCAUGUGAAUUGGGCGUUAGAUAGUCCUGUACAAAAAAAGUUUCUCCUCUGUUAUAAUGAAAGUCAAUGGGGCAAAAACAGCCACUAACACAAUGAAAGGGUAGUACAUUUGAACAAUACACAAGGGUUAAAAAAUAUAUAUUGUAAUAAGUGUCACUGAAAUUAUGGUUCCUCACCUGCUCAAUGGUUAAAGGAUUAGUUAAAACUGAAUAUUCUUCUAUUAAUUCCUCACUCUCAUGUCAUUCCAGCCCCUUAAGAACUUGGUUUGUCUUCGGAAAACUAAUUAAGAUAUUUUAGAUUUUUAGAGAUCUCUCAUUCUUCAUAGACAGCAAUUGUCCAGAGACAUUCAAAGAAGAGAAUGCUCCCACAAAAAUAUACGACAGUCAACACUCAAAGUGAAUUAAAAAUGUUUUUCAAAAUUGUCUUAAGGCAAUAAUGGGUGUUGUUAAAUAGUUUUAGGACCGCUUUGAUGAAAGGUGGUAAUCUAGUUUAAAUGUUGACUACUGUAUAUUAUUUUCUCCCACUCCUUCUCGCAGUAAUCAAGUUUUGUCCCACUCCUAGAAAAUGAACCAUUAACAGUCAAAACAUUUUACUUGACUGGUUCAACUGUAAUCAUACAAAGCUCCAAGAACACUUCAGUGUUGUAAAAAAAAAAAAAAAAGCUGUAUACACGACUUUGUUCACCAAUGUCUUCCAGAUCAGAUCAGGGUGCACAAUUACAACAGCCAAUACAAUUGUCCUUUUCUGGACCUUAAAUGUCUCUGAACUAUUGCGGUCUUAUUGCAGAUGAUGAAAGGUUUUAGAUUUAAUCUAAAAUAUCUUAAUUUGUAUUCCCAAGAUGAACAUAGGUAGGGGAUUGGAACGAAGCAAGGGUUGGCAUCAUUUGUAUUUUGAUGUGAACUACUUUUUUAAAGGGAGUCACACCAGACCAGUGUUUUCCAAAUCUAAAAUGACUAAAACUACUAACUGACAAAUCACAGAAAAAUGUAUCCUAUCCAAGUUUGGAUUUCUUAAAAACAAACUGAAGAUUUGCGGCAUAUCAUUAUUGCUGAUAAUAACACUUUGAUUUGGCAUGUUGAAUUUUUUGACAUGUUUGUUCAUUUGAAGACAGGUGUUAAAUGAGAAAUGACUGGAGAAGCUCGACUUUAUUUUGAAUGUGACAGCAACAUGGGACUUGUUUUGAAUGUUUGGUGACUGAAAUCAGAGCAUUUUUUUUUUUUAAAGGCUAUUGGUAAGCUUUAAUACAAUUCCCUUUACUAACAAUUUCUUCACAAAGAAAGCAUAAAUUAAGUCAUGACAUUUGUUCAAUCUCAUAUAAUGCAGGUAUGCUUGAGUAUUAAAAAACAUCUGAUAGCACUUUGGGUAAAUAUUUAGCUUAUCUAUUAUGAUCUACCACUCUUGUAAGUGCUGUAUAUACAAAAUGAUACUAAUAAACUUUGGAGACUGCUAAUGAUUUACAAA
Danio aesculapii is the source of this 4875-nucleotide messenger RNA. RefSeq names its product glycoprotein (transmembrane) nmb (gene gpnmb). The record is from RefSeq and is a predicted model, not a curated record. Bases 124 to 1989 code for a protein of 621 amino acids. The transcript is spliced from 12 exons. Gene Ontology annotation, molecular function: integrin binding. Lineage: Eukaryota; Metazoa; Chordata; Actinopteri; Cypriniformes; Danionidae. Gene Ontology annotation, biological process: cell adhesion.